Messenger RNA from Echinostoma caproni, 1959 nucleotides. The record is from the annotation of a GenBank genome assembly. NCBI's taxonomy places the organism in Eukaryota, Metazoa, Platyhelminthes, Trematoda, Plagiorchiida, Echinostomatidae.
ACAUCUUUAAUAAUUCGAAUAUCUCCAUCCGAUCCGGCCGCCGCUACGACCCCGGAGAAUCAUACUAAUUCGGGAAUUGUGGCAGCCGCGUGGCACUUUCACGAAUUCUCCGUCCAUAUCACCAUCAUGGCUUUCCUGAUGUGUAUGAUACUGCUUAAAGUGUUGUUUCAUCGUCUGCCUCACGUGUCUCACUACAUUCCCGAAUCCCUGUUGCUCAUCAUACUGGGUUUGGCUUUCGGUGCAAUUGUUCGGGAUAAUUCGCCCUCAUCGUGGAAACUGACACCGGAACUGUUCUUUCUCUAUCUACUCCCCCCGAUUGUAUUGGAGGCUUCCUACUCCCUGUACAAUCGUACAUUCAGUGAAUAUUUGGGCAUAAUUCUCCUGUUUGCCGUGUUGGGAACCAUACUGAAUUUCCUUAUUAUCGGUUUUGCAAUGUAUGGGCUAUACCGAGUUGGCGCGUUUGGUGGACCAGUGAUUGAUUUUGAUUUGAAAGGCAUGCUAUUAUUCAGUUCAUUAAUUGUAGCUGUGGAUCCGGUUGCUGUGUUGGCCAUAUUUCAAGAAAUUGGUGUUGAACUCAGUCUGUACUAUGUGGUGUUCGGUGAGUCAUUGUUGAAUGACGCAAUCACUGUCGUGUUGUACCACAUCAUGUCGGCAUUUGUCGGACAGGAUUAUGUGAGUGGACGCGAUAUCGGAGUCGGUGUGACCUCGUUUAUCACUGUGAGUUUUGGCGGUUUGUUGAUCGGUGUACUAAUUGGCGUACUGUCCUGUCUUCUAACCCGGAUCCGAAGUCAUUUGGGUGCAUUUAUUCUCAUUCUGAUGGCCUAUUUUUCCUACAUCAUUACCGAUUGUGUUGGCUGGUCCGGUAUCAUCGCCAUGAUCGGUUGCGGUCUGAUACAGGCCGCCUAUGCAUUUCACAAUCUGGAUCGAAAAUCGAUCAUUCUAAUGCAUCAUUUGACCAAAGUGGUUGCCGAAGUGUGUGAAUCGGUCAUAUUUCUGUUUCUCGGCGUCGCAAUGCUCUCGGAAAAUCUUGUCUGGCAUACGGGAUUUAUGCUUUGGGCCCUUGUGCUUUGUUUGUUUGCUCGAACGAUAGUCGUGUUUGGCAUGACCGCAAUCAUCAAUCUGGUGAAAGUGGACGGAACAAAGCUCAGCAUAAGAAAACAACUGGUGCUUAUCUACGGUGGGCUUCGUGGAGCGGUGGCAUUUUCCUUGGCCGUGCUGAUUUCACCGGAUCGCCNAGCCGCUCUGUUCAUUACCAUGUUCACUGUUGGUGUGAUGGGUGUGACCAUGAAACCGUUGGUCCGAUUGCUACAUAUCACACUUCAACCGCCGAAAAAAUUGAGCUUAUUCACCGUACUGAACAACAGCGUGAUUGAUGACACAAUGGCCGGGAUCGAGUUUAUUCUGGGCUAUACCGGUCGGAAUCGACUGCGUGCUUUUCUGAUGCGCAUUGACGAGAAAUAUGUGCGUCGAAUUUUGCAAAACGAUCCGGAAACGUAUGAUCAGAAACUGCUGAAAACGUACGGUGAGCUAGCCCUUAAGCUACAUUUUGCCGCUUUGCAGCCGAAGCAUUGUGAUAAGAUUCUUAGUGAGGUUCCGGAGGCCUUGAAACGACAAUUCUUCCUUGGUUCUAAUGCCAUGAUGAAUUCUACAGCUAGACUUGAGGAUGCGCCACAGGAAUUGGGAGAUGCCAAACAGUUGGAUGAAUGUCUGCGAAUGCAACGUCUGACUCAACUGGAUAAAGACGGAAGACGUCAGUUGGACUUUCGCGAGCAGUUCAGGCGAUCAGCUGCAAUGCGUACUCGAGGAAUGACCGGACCGACUUCGUCCGAGAGCCAAUCGACCAUGCUUUCGAUGAUGAAUGAUUUACAGCCAAGAUUGAGUGGUGGUCAAGUUUCAUUCGAGGUCCUCGGAUACGAAGUGAAUGAAGAUGAGGAUGACGAUGUAAAAGUUCAGUAUUGA